GAGUGUCGCCACUCUGUUCUCUCUACCGCUCUGGGGGCGGAGCCAGGGGAUGGCCAGUGGUUGCCAUGGCCACCAUAAAGUAAUCUUCGGCCACCCCUCUGGUCCCCCCACCACCGCUUUGCCGGCAAGUUUUUUGCGGAAGCAUUUCUGCAGGCAGGAGCAGCGCACCUCAGAUGAAGUGAUACACUUACCAGCCUGGUCAUGAGGACCCUGUUGACCACCCAGAACCAGGACUGGUACCGGGAGAUGAUCAUGAAGGAGGCCUACACACGUCUCGCCUGGAAUAUAAAUUAUGGCAAGGACUAUCCCAUCAAAUUUGCUUCACGCAGGUCCAAGCCCCUGGUCCUCUUUAAUCCCCCAACUACUAACAAAAUCACUCUGCCUCCUGUAGUACAAACUAUUAAGAAGAAAGUGGAACCCAAAGAGCCUCAGCGCACCCUUACUGAAACUCCUCUAAUGCGGCCGGUCAGCCCACAGUCCAGGGAAGCUCUCUACCACGGCCUGACCACAGAGGGUAAAGGGAGAGGCCAGUACUUACAGAAACGCUUUCAGAAAAGACCAGAGGAAAGGUUUGACUAUCCAAUACUGUCUUCAUGGGAAUAUGGCUGGAGAUUAGGUGACUAUGAGCAAAGCUACAGGUCACCAGCUAAUGGAAGAUCAGGGGUUGUUAGGAGUAAUUUCUAUGCCAGAAAUGGUGUUUUUUAUAUUCCUUCAGCAACUGAUCGACUGGGAUAACCACCUUUCCAAGAAGAUGCUAAUGAAUGUUCCACAAACUGUAACUGACAGUAUAAAUAUUAUUAAAUACUGGGUAUUUAAACUUGUUCUUAAAACAUUAAAAGUUUGCAACACUCAUAAAA
Molecule: messenger RNA, 857 nt
Organism: Trichomycterus rosablanca
Lineage: Eukaryota; Metazoa; Chordata; Actinopteri; Siluriformes; Trichomycteridae
Product: protein SPMIP1
Exons: 4
Coding region: 202-735 (177 amino acids)
Source: RefSeq, a predicted model, not a curated record